This is a messenger RNA of Solanum tuberosum (potato), 3429 nucleotides long. Its product is annotated as putative disease resistance RPP13-like protein 3. The coding region runs from base 468 to 2120 and encodes 550 amino acids. NCBI's taxonomy places the organism in Eukaryota, Viridiplantae, Streptophyta, Magnoliopsida, Solanales, Solanaceae. Gene Ontology annotation, molecular function: ADP binding. Gene Ontology annotation, biological process: defense response to other organism. The record is from RefSeq and is a predicted model, not a curated record. The transcript has 2 exons.
CUAAUCUAAUCCUCAACUUUCACUCCUUCCUAUCUAGGGUCAUAUCCGGAGUAAAACUUGUAGAUUUUGAAAUUACCUGACUAUAGUUAUAUUUCGAAGAUAUGUCCGAAAAGUGGCUCUCUAGUAUGAAUGUAGUUUGGGCAAGUUGUAUGACUUUGGGUCUCUGAAACUAUUCCAACUUGCUUUUUGGUACAAGUCUUAAAUACAAUUUGGGUCUCAAUCUGACAAAUAAUUCAAUGAGCAAAACAAGAAUUCUCACUUCUACCCUUCCACCAACCCUACCAUUACUCUAUUGGAGAGAAGCAGUCACAAAGAGAAGACUUCUCUUUACAAACCCUUAAAAGUCUUGCAUUCCCAUCCAUUACACUGCCUUCUUCUUUCAUAAAGAAUUGGUUUUGAGAAUCUAAAUCAACAACUCAGAACUUCCUCCUACUGUCCUGUUUAGCAAGAAACUAACAAACAGCGAUAUGGCGGCGUAUGCUGCUGUGACUUCACUUUUGCAUACCCUGGACAGUCUAUCUCAAACUGAUAUUCUUUACAAAAAAAAGCAAACUGAAGUCCUCAGUGACAAGUACACCUUCCUUAAAACCUUUCUUGAGGAUUUUACUAAUAUUUUCCAUGAAGAUGUAAAGAUGAAGCAUCUCGAAAGGAUAAUCCAAGAAGCUGCUAAUGGAGUGGAAGAUACUAUUGACUCACAUGUAUAUGAUAGACAUGUUUUAGUACAAAGCAAGCAAGUACGAAGUAAGGCUGAUGCAAUUUUCCAUCAAAACUUGGAAUAUGCAAUUGAGGAAAUUGGUUUGAUACAAAAAGAGGUUAUGAAAAAGAUAAAGGUCAACAAGUUCAACAGCAAAAUCUCUCAUUCAAGAGAUACUUCAUCUCAGAUCCCUUUGGAUCAAAAAGAUAUAAUCGUUGGACUAGAUGAAGAUUUACUAAGGAUAAAAGAUCGACUCAUCGUGCAAUCAUCAAGACUCGAAGUUGUCCCUAUUAUAGGGAUGGGUGGUAUUGGCAAGACCACACUGGCUAGAAGAGUUUAUGAUGAUUCCUUGAUUGCAUACCAUUUUUAUGUCCGAGCAUGGACAAAUGUAUCUCAAGAAUUUGACACCAGAGAAAUUUUUCUUGGUAUUCUUCGCUCCAUUGGCGCAGUCAACGAUGAAGUAGAAAGAAACAGUACUAAUGAGCAAUUGGCUGAAAGAGUUUAUCGAAGUUUAAAAGGGAGGAAGUAUCUUAUUGUCCUAGAUGAUAUGUGGUCCAUCGAGGCUUGGCAGCAUGUGAGGAGAUCAUUUCCAGAUGAUCAUAAUGGAAGUCGAAUCGUGUUGACCACAAGGCUUGCAGAUGUUGCAUCUUGUGCUUGCUCUGUCAAUUCCCUUCACCAGAUGCGCUUUCUGAGCAUGGAGGAAAGCUGGACUCUUUUACGCGAUAAGGUCUUUGGGAACGGUAGUUACUCUCCGGAAUUGGAGAAAAUUGGGAGAUACAUUGUCCAUCAGUGUCAAGGGUUGCCACUUGCAGUUGUUGCAAUUGGUGGACUACUUUCCAAGAUGAGCAAGGAAACAAGUUCUUGGGAGAAUGUUGCAGAAAAGGUAGGAUCGCUUAUGACCAGUGACACUACGGAUUGCUUGAACAUACUUUCUUUGAGCUACAACCACUUGCCUCAGUACUUGAAAGCAUGCUUCCUUUAUAUGGGAGUUUUUGCAGAAAUCCGUGAGAUCCCGGUCUGGAAGUUAAUAAAGUUAUGGAUUGCUGAGGGCUUCGUCAAGAAAGUUAAUCAUAAAAAUCUAGAAGAUGUGGCAGAGGAAAAUUUGAGGGAGUUAGUUGAUAGAAGUUUGGUUUUGGUGGGGAAGCAUACUUCCCUACGAAAAAUCAAGACUUGUAAGAUGCAUGAUCUCGUUCGAGAUAUGUGUUUGAGAGAAGCCAAAUAUGAGAAUUUUAUACACUUCAAAACAAGGUAUGACCAUGAUGACCUUCUAGAAAACAUUAGUUGUCUACGUCGUGUAGCUGAUUUCCAUAAGUAUACAGACAGUGAACUUUCUAAACUUAUGCCACACACACGUUCUGUUUUCUUCAAAUAUCCAUACUUUUUUGUUUCCUCUCACAGUCGAGCUUUAGAUUACUUAGGAUAUUAGAUGUUUGCUUUGAUCCUUUUUUUAACUGUUCUCCGUCCAUAUCCGAAUUGAUUCAUUUGAGGUAUCUUGCUUGUCCGUCCUUCGAUGGCCUUGUGCAGUCAAUAUGCAAGCUUCGGAAUUUACAGAACUUAGUUAUUCAUGAUUCAUGUCCAUUUGGUUUAUGUAUGUGGGAAGUUGUGAAUAUGCCUCAACUAAGACAUAUCCAUACAAAAAAGUUUAUUCUUUUCAUACCCCCACCUACAUCACUAAUUGCUGUGAGGGAGAAUCAUUUACAAACGUUAACCGGAUUGAUUUCCUCAUCUUGUAAUGAAGAGGUGUUUCUAAGAAUUCCAAAUUUGAAGAAGUUGGGAAUAUUAAUUGAUGUUGUUUCAGACACUAUUCAGAAGUGUUAUUGUCUUGAUAAUCUUGUACAUUUAACUCAGCUUGAGAAGCUCAAAGUUGAGUGCGAUUAUCUGCAGGAGUUAAUUUGGAUCUUAGGAGCUCGAAGCUUAGGUUGGGUGGGCCUUCCUUUGCUACACAUUCCACAUUGUGAAAAUUUCCCACCAAACCUUAAGAAGUUAACAUUGUGCAGAACGUACCUACAAUGGGAAGACAUGAACAUUCUCAGAAAAUUACCUAAUCUUGAGGUGCUCAAACUUAAACAUAAUGCCUUUGACGGACUAAUUUGGAUACUAAGCGAUGAAGACGAAGAUGGAUUCUUGAAGCUAAAGUUUUUACUUCUUAAGCGCAUGAGUCUGAAGCAAUGGGAAGCAACAAGUUAUCAUUUUCCAAGCCUUGAGCACUUAGUCCUAAAAGAUUGCCGGAACUUGGAACAAAUUCCUUUCGACUUUGCGGAGAUUCAGACACUACAGCUGAUUGAACUACACGAAUGUAUGCGUUCUGUUCUUGUUUCAGCAGAGCAAAUACAAGCGGAGCAACAAAGCUUGGGAAAUGAUGACCUCAUUAUUCAUGCGAACUAUAUAUGUGAGUAAACAUUAAUCAAAAAGGUGCUAAUUACAAUUGGUUUGUGCAUUGAAGACGUAACGACUAGCUGAUGGAGAGUACCAAAAGGUAUAUAUACUCAAGCAAAUUUGCAGAAGUUCAUAAUCUUUCCUGUCUGUGUAUUUCAAUUUCCUUUUUUUCAAAUUCAGGGAAGUAAGUUAGUGAAAUAGUCAUGUUUCGACUUGUUUAGGACUGAGACUUAGUUUAGUGAAUCUGAUAUCUAUAUACAUUCAUCAGAAAGAAUACAUUACCUUUGGAAUGUGUAUAUAGUUGAAUAACUUCUCUUUUUAUUGAAAUUGAUUCUAUAAAUCAGUUCUCCUCAACAAAA